AUGUCGCCGCGAAACGCGGUCGCCGUCGCGCUGCUGAACGACCCGAACGAAUGCGUCGUCGUCGACCUCGACGCGCUGCCGACGGACGUCGAGGACGUCGCGAGCGUCCUCCAGGCGGAGCUCGCGCCGCUCGAGGCGUGGAUCGAGGUGACGGAGGCGUACCUCAGGCGAGGCGACGCGCGAGGGUUCGAGACGCUGAUGGAGAUGGUGUGCGCGCCGGAGAUCGAGGAGGUGUAUAGGGAACAAGCGUACGGACGCGCGGCGGUGCUGUGCCUGUACGCGUCGUAUUGGGCGAAUAGGGCGGCGCGGGAGACGGACGCGGUGAGCCGAGAGGAGGGGUUCAUCAAGGCGGGCGCGUACUUGAAUCAAGCGGCGGGAAUUCACAGGAAACCGGAACAGAUCGUGGCGAUCGGACGCGCGCACCUGGCGUUCGCGCGCGGGGCGACGGGAGAGGGCGAGAAACUCAUCGACCAGGCGCUCGGGCUCAAGGACGACGGUAGGGAUAACAUCACGCCGAUGCUGUGGAAGGCGGUUUUAUUGUAUAAGAAGGAGCGCUACCAAGACGCGUUGACGUGGUACAAACGCGCACUUCGCGCGUUUCCUUCCGCGCCCGCACCGGUGCGUUUGGGGAUCGGGGCGUGCCAAUACAAGCUGGGCGACUUCAAGACGGCGAAGCUUGCGUUUGCGCGCGUGCUCAAGUUGGAUGAGCGCAACGUCGAAGCCAUGCUCGGUUUGGCGCUGUGCGAAUUGAGCUUGCAUGACAUUCGUAGUCAGCAACACUUGGAUUCCGUAGCUGCGGCCAUGCGCCUGCUCGAGCGCGCUUUCAUGCACGACCCUCACAACCAAGCGGUGAACAACGUCAUCUCGGACAAUUUGCUCAUGGCGGAUGAUUACGAAAAAGUAGAGAAACUCACGCGACUGGCGCUUCAGAACAACGCGGAGACGCCGAGGAACCGAGCGAAGGCGGCGUUUAACCAAGCGCGCGCCUUGCACGCCCGAGGACAGGUGCCUCAAGCGCAAGCGUUGUACUUGACGGCGACGAACCUCGACGAACACUACGUGCCGCCGUACUUUGGUUUGGGUCAAAUCGCCCUUGCAAAGGGUGAUGUGAAGUUAGCGUGGAACUACAUGGAUAAAGCACACGGGGAAUUCGGAGAGUCCAUGACCGUGACUAGAAUGUUUGCCCAUUUAUGCGCGUCGACUGGUAGAAGCGAGCAGGCGGCGGAGAUGUUCCGCGAAGUAGUGAAACAGGGUGGAAACGACGUCGACGCGAUGUUAGAACUCGGAGAACUCUUAGAGACUCAAGAUCCGAAGGCUGCGUUGAAGGCUUACAGUGCCGCCCUGAAAAUGCUAGCUGCCAAGGGUGAAGAAGGGCCAAUUACCGCCAUCAAGAACAACAUCGGCGUGUUGAACGUUCAGUUGGGCAAAUUCGACGAGGCGCGCGAGGCGUUCACCGAGGCGCUGCAGGCGCUCGGUGGCGAUGCCGAUCAACUCGAGGGCAAACUGAAAGGUGCUAAGGCGAAGAAGGCGUUACAGCCAGGCGUUGCGCCCAUCGCGUUCAACUUGGCUUUAUUAGAGGAACAGCAAGGAAACAACGCCGCGGCGGAGGCACGAUACGACGCCAUCCUCGCCGCGCAACCGGAUUACAUUGAUUCCAUCUUGCGUCAAGCGAAAAUUCGGGCCGAACGGGGCGAUUACGACAUGGCGCUCGAACGCACGAAUGAAGCCAUUGCGGCGAAAAGUGAUAGUGCCGAUGCCCUCGCCCUCGCUGGUUGGGUUUUGCUCAAGGCAAAGCGAUGGAGUGAGGCGGAGCAACAAUUCGCCGCGCUGCGCAACUUGCCCAAACCCGACGCCGCGGCGAAUGCGAAGGAAAAAACAUUGACGCACGACGAGUAUGCGAUGGUAAGCGCGGCGAACGCGGCGUAUUACAGCGCUAUCAAAGAGGGUGUGCUCAAGCGAAACGAUCCCAAGGUGCUCAAGCGCGAGGAGGAGCACUACGAACGGGCUUACUCGUUGUUCCAAAAGACGCUCCAGAAGAAUGGUUCCAACGUCUACGCCGCUAAUGGUCUCGGGAUUAUUCUUGCUGAGCGAGGGCGAAUCGACGAAGCCAAGACGGUGUUUCAGAUCGUGCAAGAAGGCAUGGCUGCGAAAGGCUCAAUCAACCCGGAUAUUCUCAUCAACCAAGGUCACGUGUACUUGGCCAAGGCGCAAUAUGUGCAGGCGAGCAAGCUUUACGAGCGCGCUCAAAGCCAGUUCUACUUUAACCAGAACGAAAAUGUCAUGCUUUAUCAAGCGAGGGCGCAUUAUGAGAAUGGCAACUUGGAAGAAGCGCGCAAGAUUCUUCGCAAAGCGUUGUUAAUCGCGCCCUGGAACCACAGAAUUCGAUUCAACUUGGCGUACGUCAUUCAAGAGAUGGCGCAGCGCACGUUGAACAGAACGAUGAAGAGCACGAGCUCGGACGGACGUUUGGCGCAAGUGGAAAGUGCGAUAGAAGACUUGACCACUGCGCUCAAGCUCUUCGAGCAAUUGCAAACGCUUGGGAACCAGGCGGAGUUUGGUUUCGACGCCAAACGCACGAGCGUUCACGUGUCCUUCUGCAAGCAAGCGCUCACCAAGUCCAAACCGCACUUGGAAGCGGCGCAGAAGGAAGAGGCUUCGAUCUCUGCAGCGAAAAACGCGCAACUCACCGCGCGCCGCGCGAUCGAAGAAGGCCGCGCCGCCCAAAAAGCUGCCGAAGAACUCGCCAAGGAGACGCACGCCAAGGAACUCGAAGCCAUCGCUGCGCAGUCUGAGCGUCGCUUCAAAGAAAGCCAAGCGCGAUGGAUGUCAGAACAAGCUGUCGAGCGACCGACGAAGAAAGGUGCCAAGGGUCUCGGUGCGGCUCCUGUCGGUGAGGCCACGAGCGAUCUUUCCGAAGACGAUGACGAGCCCGCACCCGAGACGCGCGCGCCGCCCACUGCCGAGGAACUCGCGCGUCAGAAAGAAGCCCUCGCGGCGGCCGGUUUAGCCGACAGCGACGACGAAGACGAAGACGAAGACGAAGACGCGCAACCGAGCGCCGACGUCGAAGCACCGGCAGAAAAGAAGCGUUCCGCUGACGAAACUGACGAAGCCCAAGCUGAAGCCGCCGCUCCCAAGCGUCGCCGACGCGCCGUCGUCGACGACGACGACGACGAGUGA
Molecule: messenger RNA, 3180 nt
Organism: Ostreococcus lucimarinus CCE9901
Lineage: Eukaryota; Viridiplantae; Chlorophyta; Mamiellophyceae; Mamiellales; Bathycoccaceae
Exons: 2
Coding region: 1-3180 (1059 amino acids)
Biological process (GO): regulation of DNA-templated transcription
Cellular component (GO): Cdc73/Paf1 complex
Molecular function (GO): RNA polymerase II complex binding
Source: RefSeq, a predicted model, not a curated record